Molecule: messenger RNA, 1880 nt
Organism: Verruconis gallopava
Lineage: Eukaryota; Fungi; Ascomycota; Dothideomycetes; Venturiales; Sympoventuriaceae
Exons: 3
Coding region: 127-1296 (389 amino acids)
Biological process (GO): maintenance of cell polarity; piecemeal microautophagy of the nucleus; endocytosis
Cellular component (GO): cytosol; membrane; intracellular membrane-bounded organelle
Molecular function (GO): oxysterol binding
Source: RefSeq, a predicted model, not a curated record
CAUCAACACUCGGUUGCUGGUGAACCAAGGAGUCUAUGAUAGUUGGACCUUUGAGCGCCUACGAUUCUUGACAGCUCAACAUCGCCCCUAGCACGAUCAAGCGAAACGAACAUCUGUCCAUUCACAAUGUCUCAGGAAGGAGCUGCCGUUCCAGCCUCUGCGAAAAGCAGCUGGUCUUCGUUCUUGAAGAGCAUAACGUCCUUUUCGGGAGACAUAUCCACCCUCACCGCACCUCCCUUCAUUCUUAGCGGCACGUCCCUUACCGAAUAUUCUAGCUACUGGGCGGAGCAUCCGAGCAUAUUUGUGGCGCCGGCCAAAGAGAAAGAUCCGUCAAAGAGAGCCCUUCUUGUGCUGAAGUGGUUCCUGACCACGCUGAAGCAGCAGUACAGCAGUCGUAGUGAAAGCUUGGGCACCGAGAAGAAGCCAUUGAACCCCUUUCUUGGCGAAUUGUUCCUGGGCAAAUGGGUUGACGACGCCGGCACAACGAAGCUUGUCAGCGAGCAAGUCAGCCAUCAUCCGCCGGUCACAGCGUAUUGUAUCUGGAACGACGAGCAUGGUGUCAGAUUACAGGGCUACAAUGGGCAGAAAGCUUCCAUCUCGAAGACCCUGACCAUCACAAUCAAGCAGGUCGGGUAUGCAAUUCUGCAUCUGAACGAAUAUGACGAAGACUAUCUCAUUACGCUUCCCAAUCUACAUAUCGAAGGAGUGUACACCGGAGCACCGUUUGUUGAGCUAGAUUCUUCGUCGUACAUCACUUCGUCUUCUGGCUUCACGGCCAAGAUCGACUACAGUGGCCGCGGUUGGAUAUCCGGCAAAAAGAACACCUUUUCUGCAACGCUUUACAGCACCGAAAAGCCCAAGGACGUGCAUUAUUAUGUUGACGGACAAUGGAACGAAGCAUUCAAGAUCAAAGAUUCCAAGAAGCAGGAAAUUGAUGCGUACGACGCCAGCCAGUGCCCAACAACAAAGCUCAUGAUAGCACCCAUUGAAGAGCAGCAUCCCCUAGAGUCAAGACGUGCCUGGCAGCACGUUGCUGCAGCUAUCAACAAGGGCGACAUGGAGGUCACGCAAGCCGAAAAAAGCAAGAUUGAAAAUGAACAACGUGACUUAAGGAAGAAAGAGAAGGAAGAAGGCGUGGAAUGGGAGAGAAAGUUCUUCACACGUCGAGAGAGCGACGAAAUCUUCGACAAGCUGUCUCAGAACAUCGGCUAUGUCGCCGAUCCUAAGCAGACAAACGGCGUCUGGGUUUGGGACCAAGCGAAGGCUGAAAAGGCGAUCCCGCCAAUUCCACAAUAGUGCUUUGCCUUCGCACCUGAAGAUACACACAAGCUGAUUUAUAGACUGCUUUGGUUUGAGCAUUACAUUGCGCCUGCGCCCACAAGGCUUUUGAUUCAAGUGGCAAGGCAGCGUUGCUCAUUGAGAACUUAGGAGUCCCAUGAAACUAUAACCGAGGUCCACGUCAAUUUCACUGCAUGCGGUUGUGCUUGCAUGCAAGAUUGGUCAAAACGAAACAAUACAAGUAGUACGCAAGAUUACAUGUGAUUCUUGCAACGCAUAUUCUUCCGCCUUUCUAUUGGUGCAGUCGUUUGUGUUGUUGCAUUUUAGAGGACGGGUGAAGCGCUGAGUCUGGGGUUGACGCUCCCCUUUCGUCUGGCAUGGAGAUCAAGCUCUUGCAAAGUGUUUUGGUAUUGUUUUCGCCAGUUACCAUUGAAUGAAACACAGACCCGACUUGAUAUCAAGCUUUAACAGAGUAAGUUGCAUGUCGUAGCCGAUACGCAAUUGAUCGAUCGUGGCUUGUGCAGCAACGAAUCUAGAAUAAAUAAGAGACGAACAACUCUGUAUCGCAACCCGAAUCAAUGACAAAUCCAGCUAAAUGCAAG